AUGACAGUCGUUCCGAAAACGCGGCUGCGCGUGGGCGCGCUUGGCGCCGCGAAGGUGCUGCGAAAGACAUGGGUUGCUGUCCACGAGGCAGGUCAUGAGCUGACGGCUGUGGGCUGUCGGGACAAGCCCCGGGGAGAGAAGUGUGUGGAGGAGCUUCACGCCGCGAUGCCCUUUGCGAGCAGGCCGCUGGUCAGCGACUACGAGAGCGUCGUGGCGUCGCCAAACGUGGAUGUGGUGUACAUUGCCAUCCCUGUCACGGCGCGGCACAAGUGGAUGCUGGAGUGUGCCAAGCAGGGGAAGCACGUGGUUGGUGAAAAGCCUACAGCCGUGUCUUCGUUAGAACUGCGGGAAUGGCUGCAGCACUUCGCCGCAAAGCGGUUGCUAUUUGUGGAUGGCACCAUGUUGUCUCAUAGCCGUCGCAUCCAAGAGGUUUGCCGCGCCUGUCGUGAGAUUGGAAGGCUGCGGCGCAUGGAGGCACACUUUGCUUUUAUGGCGUCCGAGGAAUUUCUUCGGAGCGACAUUCGCCUGGAUCCUGCGCAGGAGCCGAUGGGAGCGUUGGGGGACCUCGGUUGGUACUGCGUGCGCUACUUCCUUCACCUGGUAGACUUUGCCUUGCCAGACGCCGUGAUGGGCCGCGUGGCGCAGCGCAGUGGCGCGAAACAUGGCAUCUCUGCCUUCUCUGGCGAACUUCUCUUUACCGUGGCGGGUGAGCCCGUGGUGGGGGCCUUUUUCUGCACCUUCCACGCAGCGCAUGAGCAGCUGGUGCGCAUCAAGGGCGAUGACGGUAUUAUCGUUGUGCACGGGGCCAUCAAUCCUACGGAUGAGGCGGUGCCGACGUUCAGCGUUGAGCGCACCACCUUUGAAGGGCCCACGGAGUCCCCGUCCUUCCGCCGGGAGGUUGAAACACGCCGCUGCGAUGAAGAUUGCACGUUUCAAGCGGUGCAGCUUUGGCGAGACGUUGGGCUCGCGCUGAUGCACAUUGACCCCGGGGAGCCGCCCGUGGUGGUGCCGGAGCGGUCGGAGAGGUGGGCACGCAUGGCGUGGGCAACGCAGCACGUGUGCGACAAACUGAUGGAGUCUGCGCAGAAGAGCGCCGAGUGGGCCGCCGUCGCCCCCGCUGAGGAAAACAAUGCCAUUGCCACCACCACCACCACCACGAAGCCCGAGGCCUCCAGCACGCAGAAAACAGCAGCACCGGAGAGGGCUGCCGCACUAGCGCAAUUGAAAAAGCAGGGGAUGGCGGUGGUGGAGUUGUGA
Messenger RNA from Trypanosoma conorhini, 1257 nucleotides. RefSeq names its product oxidoreductase-like protein. The transcript has a single exon. The record is from RefSeq and is a predicted model, not a curated record. The coding region runs from base 1 to 1257 and encodes 418 amino acids. Lineage: Eukaryota; Euglenozoa; Kinetoplastea; Trypanosomatida; Trypanosomatidae. Gene Ontology annotation, molecular function: nucleotide binding.